Mytilus trossulus (common blue mussel) is the source of this 1957-nucleotide messenger RNA. Its product is annotated as zinc transporter ZIP10-like. The record is from RefSeq and is a predicted model, not a curated record. The transcript has 9 exons. Gene Ontology annotation, cellular component: plasma membrane. Bases 184 to 1758 code for a protein of 524 amino acids. NCBI's taxonomy places the organism in Eukaryota, Metazoa, Mollusca, Bivalvia, Mytilida, Mytilidae. Gene Ontology annotation, biological process: intracellular monoatomic cation homeostasis; zinc ion import across plasma membrane. Gene Ontology annotation, molecular function: zinc ion transmembrane transporter activity; monoatomic cation:bicarbonate symporter activity.
GUAAAGUUCAGUUUAAACGUGAUUGUCCAUAUUUAAAGACAGGUAUUUUCUUUAUAACUUUGUUAUUAGAUUUGACAUUCAUCAAAGUACAUGUAUACAUACGUUAGUGUAUGAUGAAUAGUGACACGGAACGACAUUAAGUUAACAUAAAAUUGUCCGAUUAUCUAUUCAUUUAUCAAUUCGAUGAUGACGAGAAUACCUAUUGUCAAUAUAGCCAUAGUUUGUUAUCUAGUACAUACGUACUAUGUGUUUGGAAGCGAUUAUAAUAGUCAAAAUGUGCAUUUCCGGACACAGAACCAAUCAAAAUCUCAAGAUUCUAACAUUUUUAUUGACAGCCUUUUUAUCAAAUAUGGAAACAAAACAGUUAUGACAUUCGAAGGCUUUGAACAUUUAAUGAACGGAAUAGAAUUAGGAAAUAUCAUUUUAGAGGAUUCUGUUGACGCCCAUCACAAACUUGGAAGCAAUGACACCAACUUUAAGUCUUUACACCAUGGUAACCAUAGCCAUGUGGUAGAUAUAUCCCAUCAACUGCCAGAACAUAAAAGAAAACGUCGCCAUGUGCACUAUGAAAGUGAAAAACCUAUGGUCACUGAAUCGUCUGAAAUUUUGAAAAUGUGUUUGAGUCCAGGUCAAAUUUUAAAUUUGUAUGAUAUACACGAAGAUGAAGUGAUCACCAUGCAGGAUUUUGUACAGCUUUGCCCGGCGUUAAUAGUUCAGUUAGAUCAAAGACGAUGCCUUAAAAUGGAUGUUUUGAUACGUUAUCGGAGCUUUGUAACACCCACAACAUUAGGAACCAAAGCAUGGGGAUAUGGCUUUGUUUGUCUGAUCAUCAUUAGUAUAAGUGGUUUGGUGGUAAUAUCGUUGGUUCCUUUAUUGCAACGAAUUUCAUUUGAUGGAAUUUUACAGUUCUUGAUAUCGCUUGCCGUUGGUGCACUUACCGGAGAUGCUAUGCUUCACCUUAUACCACAUGCACUUGUUCCUGAAGUUGAAACGGAUCAUGAGCAUGAUCACGAAUCUGGAUCUCACAGUCAUGAACACGUUUACAAAGCACUGUGUGGCUUAUCAACAAUAUAUUUCUUCUUCCUUAUUAGCCGGAUUCAGACAAUAUUUGCAAACAGCAAAAUGCGGAAAAACAACAAUAAACUUGUCAAAAUUCCAGAACAAAACGAAAAGUUGAACACAGAAGGUAUCGAAAUUUUAGAUUUUGAAAAAGAAUAUGAUGUACAGAUACAUCAUAAUCAUGGACAUACACAUACUCAUGCGGUACCAAAUUCUGUUUCCGGUAUGUUGUGGCGUAUAAUUGUAGGUGAUGGGAUACAUAACUUCAGUGACGGCUUAGCGAUCGGAGUUGCUUUUGCAAACAGUAUAACUGGAGGUGUGAGCACGUCAAUUGCUGUAUUAUGUCACGAGUUGCCUCAUGAAAUGGGAGAUUUCGCUAUGCUGUUGAAAAAAGGGAUGAGUGUAAAACGAGCAGUCUUAUUUAACUGUUUAUCAUCACUUUUAAGCUGCAUUGGUAUGGUUAUCGGCAUAGCAGUAGGAAAUAUUGGUGCUGUUAGCCUCUGGAUUUUUGUCGCAAUAGCUGGGAUGUUUCUUUAUAUAUCCCUUGUUGAUAUGCUUCCAGAACUUACAUCCGUAUCAGACGGAGAGAAGCAUUCCUGGAGACGAUUGUUUGUUCAGAUCUGUGGAUUAUCUGUUGGUACAGGAAUAAUGCUGACCAUUGCAAUAUAUGAAGAAACAAUCAAAACUAUGCUUGAAUAAUUAGGGAUCAAUGAAAUAUUGGGUCUAAAAGACAAAUAUAAUAUAACAUAGCCGAUCUUGCAAUGACUGUAGAGCCAGUCAUGGUUGUUAAAAAACUUCCAUUGUUGUUUAACAUACCAUACAUGCUUGUGCAUAAUAAACCUUGUAUAUGAUGGUGCUAUACGUUUUGUAAUAAAAGAAAUGUAGAGUUGUUCUUAAA